Molecule: messenger RNA, 2025 nt
Organism: Mauremys reevesii (Reeves's turtle)
Lineage: Eukaryota; Metazoa; Chordata; Testudines; Geoemydidae
Gene: RGS1
Product: regulator of G protein signaling 1
Exons: 5
Coding region: 132-725 (197 amino acids)
Source: RefSeq, a predicted model, not a curated record
GAUCUGUUCACACCACUUCGAGCGGCGGCUUGGAUCAAUAAAAGGCAACAGGCACCAGAGGCAGCAAGCAGACAUUCGCGGCUCUCAGGACUAUCUCUUCAGAAGUCAACCCCACACCAAGACUAAGCAAUAUGCCAGGAUUAUUUUUUUCUCACAACCACCCAACUGAACUGAAAGAAGCAGAUUGCAAGCUUGGAGAAGGCAAAGUUCAUAAAAGGAAGCAAAAGGCUUUUGGUGCAGAUCUGAAAAGCUAUUUGAAGUCCAUGGUACCACAUCUUGAAUCUAGCAACAAGUCUAACACCAGAAAUGUUAUGCUUUCUGCAGAAGAGGUGAUGCAAUGGUCCCAGUCUUUGGAAAAGCUUCUUGCCAGCCAAAGCGGUCAAGUUGCCUUCAGGGAGUUUCUGAAGUCAGAAUUCAGUGAGGAGAACAUUGAGUUCUGGCUGGCUUGUGAGGACUAUAAGAAAACCAAGUCUGAUCACUUGCAAGACAAGGCAGAGAAGAUUUAUGAAGAGUUUGUUCAGAUAGAUGCAGCUAAACAAAUCAAUAUUGACUAUCAUACAAGGAAAGCUACAGCUAAAAAGGCUCAAGACCCAACUUUCACAAGUUUUGAUGAAGCCCAAAAAACUGUAUAUGUGCUAAUGGAGCGGGACUCGUAUCCUAGAUUCUUGAAAUCAGAAGCCUACCUUAAUCUUUUAAACAAGCUUCAGGUCAACGGUGUUAAGUGAACAGUUUAAUGCCAUGGAAAUCUGAGGGUAAACUAUGCAUGUCAAUUAACCUACAGCAAAGAGGUUCUCCUGUGCAACUGGGUCUCAGCAUAGAGAAUGGAAACUUCAGUCUCUGAAGUGUUGGCGGAAGUGCAGAUAGAUGAUCAUACAUGAUAAAACUUAACAAGAUGAAGGCACUCAAGCUAGGUUUCCAAGCCUGAUAGCGUGGGAAAGGGGCUAUGGAGGGGGAGACUCUCUCUCCUUAACGCCACUAAACUGAAACUGGAUACAUAGUUAUUAAUUAAUUGUAUCGCACUGUGAAUUCCAACAGGACAGACAACAGUUUGGAAGAGAUAGGAUAAUACCCUUGUAUCUGAGUGUGAUGGGUAAAAUAAUUGAUAUUGGGAGAAAAAUACUUUUAAAUUGUCAAUUUGUAUACUAGCUACAGAAAUGCAUAAAACAGACCAAUAAGCCAAAUGAGAACUUGUCCAGGCUAUGAAAUGUUAAUAAAUGUGUGCAGUUCUAUUGUAUUGAGUAAAAUGUAUUAUAAAUGUGACAAUUGAGAAUAGGUUUAAGUUAUAUAAGCUAGAUAUUACUAUUUAUGUAUUAAACAAAUAGGUAUGUAGCACAUUUUUACUAUUUAAUUUAUUGCAAAGUAUGAAAUAAUGACAAGCAAUUCCUAAAUUAAAGCUACAUGACAAAAGCACAGAAGUUCUAUAGUCACUUUUUCUCUAUCAUAAGAAGGCUUUGACACCUGAAUUAAGGAGGUAAAUACUGAGGUACAGCCAUCUCUGUUAUCCUCUGAAAUCUCUUCUUUCUAAUAUUCUAAUUCUUUCUAGAUGCCCAAUUCUCUUGCACACAUUUUACACUGGCAUAACUCCAUUUACUUCAGUGGAGCUUAUCCUGAUUUACUCAAUGUAAAAUCAGAUUCAGGCUUAAAGUUCUUUUUCAUUUUUGCACUUCUCCAACUUUAACAGUUAAGUCUUUCAACAACUAUUGAAACAGAGAUGAGAGAAACCAUCUGAGCAGAACAACUGCAGAACUCACACCACAUUUCACGUUGUUGAAUUGUUAAACAUUCCAGACCCCUCAUGCUUACUUAUCAAGAGUGACAGUAACUGGUGAGGCUGACCAGCAAAUCCCUGCAGUGUUAGUGCUACAGAGUCUUGAUAGACGUUGUGACAGAGUCUAAUUUACAAUACCAAUAUUAACAGUAAAGGUCAUUUACAUUUCAUUCUGAAUCUUGUGUUAAAUUUGCUCUAUAAAAUGUGCCGUACUAUAAACAGAUGAACACCAAAGUGGGCAAUGAUUACUGGGGAGG